This is a messenger RNA of Megachile rotundata (alfalfa leafcutting bee), 1459 nucleotides long. RefSeq lists its product as uncharacterized. Gene Ontology annotation, cellular component: nucleus. Gene Ontology annotation, molecular function: DNA-binding transcription factor activity, RNA polymerase II-specific. The record is from RefSeq and is a predicted model, not a curated record. Lineage: Eukaryota; Metazoa; Arthropoda; Insecta; Hymenoptera; Megachilidae. Gene Ontology annotation, biological process: regulation of transcription by RNA polymerase II.
ACACAAUGGCCGCGUUGGCCAUCGUUGACACGGGACAAUGUCCUCUCAUGGCGAAGCGCAGUUGAGCGUGUUUAGCGGCAUUCUCUUUGUGUCGCGUAUCACCCCGUAUUUCGUCUCUCUGCUUUCCUAUCUUUAUUCACCGCCUGUUGCAAGGGAGAAAGCAAAAGACCACCGAACGAAUCAAAUGGCAAUGCUAUGUGCACCGUACGGUAUUGUUCGCCGCUGCAUUGUCCUUGGGUUUUGUCGAUUUCAGGGAAGCAAGCGAGACCUUCGGUGGAUUAUCGGGGAUGCUGCGUCAGAUACUUUCGCCAUCGCCCGAGACGGGGGACCCCGGUCUGCCCGUCACUUGUACCCUGCUCCAGAACAACUCGAUGUUCUCGAAUCAGUCAUCGAUGAUGCCCUCGACGUUCCAAACGAUCCCGUCCCACUUGCCAUCCAUCUGUUCCGACCAGGGUCUCAUGGACCACGUGCAGUUCGUCACCGAGUCCCAUCCCUGUUCCACGUGCGGCCUCGAAUUCCGAAGCACCCUGAAACUGAAUUACCAUAUAAGAACCAGUCACCCCGCUCUGCCGGAAUUCGAGCACAGUAUAGAGAACCCGAUGAGAUAUUCGUGCACCAUUUGCUCGCGGAGCUUCUUCGCUCUCAGCCACCUGAGAAUGCACGAGGUGACUCACUCGGUGCCGGCCACGUCCUGCGCCUCGGUCCCGACGAUAUCGACCUCGAUCAACGUCGAGAAGACGUUUGUCUGCGAUCGUUGUCCGGCCAGUUUCCGCUACCGUACGCUCCUAGAACGACACAGGAGGAUGCACGAGGUCGGCCAGGAGAAACCUUACUCCUGCCCUAGGUGUCUGAUGCGCUUCGAGACCCGAAAUCUGUACAAUCAUCACGCGAAAACUCACAAGCCCGUGCUAACAGGGAAUAAUAGAAUCACCGACACCGUUGGCUCUUCCGGUGAUCCGGUGACUAGCAGUAUUAGCGGCACCCUGACGACGUCCAAGUCGGUUGUCUCGUAUCCGUGCGACUCGUGCUCGAAACAAUUCGCGACGGUCGAAUCUCUGACCACGCAUAAGGCUGUGCACAGGUCCAGACCGCUCGUUUGCGACGUCUGCGGCAAAGGUUUCACACAUCGCAAGUAUUACGUGGUGCAUCAACGCAUUCACACCGGGGAGAGACCGUAUCUUUGUGCCAUGUGCGGGAAGUCAUUCACUCAGGCCUCCACGCUUACCGUCCAUCGGCGAUAUCACACGGGAGAACGACCUUACACGUGUACCUUGUGUGGUAAAGGAUUCGUCACCAGAACCAUCAUGCUGAAUCACAUGAAAAAGCAUUAGGAGACACCGUGGGUGCACACAGGUUGACGCAGUGAUGGGCUAAAGUUCGACGUUCAGAAAUUUUGGUUGCCUGGAAAUUUAGAGAAAUACCGAGUUUAUCAAGUUAUUAGAUUUUCAGGAAAUUUAGA